AUGGAAGACUCAGUCGAGAAUCCCUCCGAUGUUUCAAAGAACACCUCGAUCGACUCCCUAGAGAGUACAGGCCUUUCGCGGCCCGCUGUCGCCGACAUCGACGACGGAAUCCCCGAGCAAGGCGAAACACUGGACGCCCGCUCCGAAUAUACCACCAGUCAGGACGAUGGUACCGCCGAGCAUCGUAUCAACCAGUAUAUAAUUAGACAAGAGAUUGGUCGGGGGUCUUUCGGAGCUGUUCACCUCGCCGCGGACCAAUUUGGCAAUGAAUAUGCCGUGAAAGAAUUCUCAAAGUCCCGACUGCGGAAACGCGCACAAUCGCAUCUUCUGCGACGGCCUCGAGGACCCCGUCGCCCGGGCACUGGAUUUAACUCUCCGCUUCAUCGCCAUCCGUCCGAGGACGAUAAUGAGAACGCGAAGAACCCGCUCUACCUGAUCAAGGAAGAGAUUGCCAUCAUGAAGAAAUUGAAUCACAAUAACUUGGUCUCGCUGAUCGAGGUACUGGAUGAUCCGACCGAGGACUCGCUAUACAUGGUCAUGGAAAUGUGUAAGAAGGGCGUCGUCAUGAAAGUGGGGUUGGAAGAGCGAGCUGACCCAUACGACGACGAGCAUUGCCGCUGUUGGUUUCGCGAUCUAAUGCUGGGUAUUGAAUAUCUUCAUGCGCAGGGUAUUGUGCAUCGAGAUAUUAAACCCGAUAACUGCUUGGUGACUAGCGAUGAUGUACUCAAGGUGGUCGAUUUCGGCGUGUCGGAAAUGUUUGCCAAGGAGUCGGAUAUGUUCACGGCUAAGUCUGCUGGAUCACCUGCUUUUCUCCCGCCAGAGCUGUGUGUAGUGAAGCACGGCGAUGUCUCCGGCAAGGCAGCGGAUAUCUGGUCCAUGGGAGUCACUUUGUACUGUCUUCGGUAUGGGCGCUUGCCAUUUGAACAGCAGAGUAUAUUCGAGCUGUAUGAGAGUAUUCGCAGUGACGAGGUGGUAUGUGAGGAUGAACAAGAUGAGCAGUUCAAGGAUUUGAUGGCCCGGCUCUUGGAGAAAGAUCCCGCGAAGCGCAUCAGAAUGAGGGAUUUACGGACACAUCCCUGGGUCACCUUGAAUGGGACCAAUCCUCUUCUCUCGAAGGAGGAGAACACUGCUCAGAUGAUCGAGCCCCCAACCGAAGAGGAGAUGAACAUGGCUAUUACAGGAAACUUUGGCCGCCUUAUGACAGUGAUGAAAGCAGUCAAGAAUUUCAAGCGGCUUGUCGACCCAGCCAAGGGAGGAGCAGGGCCGACCAUGCAAAGUAUUCUAGGUGGCGAUGCUCAAUUCGUUGCCCCGCCUAUGGAAAUGGACGAGAGUGAGGACUUCCCAGAAGUUGGACUUGGUCAAGGUCACGGUAGUCAUGGCUUGAACGCAGGCGUCCGAAGGUUCUUGGGCAGAUCUCCCAUGUCUGCCUUGCGCCGAGACCACUCCGGUCCCAAACCCUGGGCCAGCGACUCAGCUAGCAUGUCUUCCCGACCAGAAUACAGCCCUGCGAGUAGCCGUUUGCCUAGCGGGGUCUUCGAACAGGAACGGAGAGAAUCCGGCUCUAUACGCAGCGGUCGGUCAGGGAGAGCGGAUGAACGAUCUCAGUCCCCAAAAUUUCCACUCUCUAGAGCCAGCUCGGCAACCACCAAGCGCAGCAUAGAGGGGACAAGAGGACACGCCCGAGACCCAUUGGAGGAAAACUGGUCAUAUCUAUCUAUUGGACCGUCAACAUACACCGGCACAUCGCAGACAAAAGAGUUUUCCGUCAGCGAUCCAGUCCCGAUAUUUGCAGAGCCAGACAGCACAGAAGACAUCGACCUACCAGCUGUCGACGACCCUGUAAUCGUCAGCGAAUCCCCCGGCGCAGCAGACUUUGACAUCUACGAAACCGCAUAUGGCAAAGAACUAGAGCGCAUCCGAUCAGAAACCACCCAACCCAGCGCUGGCGCUGGUGCCGGUUCUGGUACUGAUGAAGGUGCAGUUGCCGGACCAAAGGUCUACCUAACACGCCGCGUGGAAGGUAGAGACGAAGUGAUGAAGUUCGUGAAAGACAAAACCCUGAAUCUACAAGUCGGGCAGAAAUUCAGCUCGCCCAUUCGCGGGCCGUCGACGGCAUUCGGCGCUGCGGCGAGUAUGCUUCGCAAUCAGAUUCAGCAGCAGAAAGAACAGGCUGGGCGUGAAGAACAGAGGCAGGCUUCGGAGCACAAUCAGGCCCACCAGCAGGAAAGAAGAGGAUCGCAUCCGUAUUCGUCUGCUUCUAUACCCGAACCCGAACCCUCGGCCCUCGAGGCAACGGGUACACACACAGAUGCGCCGGCGGGUGAGUCCACGGUUAAGUUGAGGCGGCUUCUUAAUAGGGCGCGGGAUAAAUCUGGGGAGUGA
Penicillium waksmanii is the source of this 2382-nucleotide messenger RNA. RefSeq names its product serine/threonine-protein kinase. The record is from RefSeq and is a predicted model, not a curated record. NCBI's taxonomy places the organism in Eukaryota, Fungi, Ascomycota, Eurotiomycetes, Eurotiales, Aspergillaceae. Gene Ontology annotation, cellular component: cytoplasm. Gene Ontology annotation, molecular function: protein serine/threonine kinase activity; ATP binding. Gene Ontology annotation, biological process: protein phosphorylation; intracellular signal transduction. The coding region runs from base 1 to 2382 and encodes 793 amino acids. The transcript is spliced from 6 exons.